Molecule: messenger RNA, 1974 nt
Organism: Puntigrus tetrazona (Sumatra barb)
Lineage: Eukaryota; Metazoa; Chordata; Actinopteri; Cypriniformes; Cyprinidae
Gene: pdpn
Exons: 5
Coding region: 199-843 (214 amino acids)
Source: RefSeq, a predicted model, not a curated record
UUACUCUCUCUCACUCUGGCUCUCAGUGCCUCUGUCCAGACUGCUGCUUCAGACCUCACCGCCCCUUUCCAUUCAAACCAACUUUUAGCCACACUUCUGAGAGUGUGAGCCAGCAUUUCAUCCACAGCCUGCUGUGCACUUUCAGGAGCCUCUUAAUUUGAUAAAGUUUCAGCUGGAGAAAAGUGACCAAUAGUGACCAUGAUGAGGAUCAUACUGCUGCUGCUGGUCACCCUGAUGGGGCCUUUCUGUACCUUUACCCAAGCAAGUACUCUGGUGGUGCCAACAGCUUCAGCAACAGCUUCUGGUGGUGCUUCAGCUACAGAACCGAAUCUUGGAUCAGAAAUUUCUGCUGUCACAGACUCAACAGUGGAAACAGCUCAUCAAGAUUCUGUUUCAACGUUAAAUCCUCCUUUUGAGACUACAGUAGUAUUUAACGCUCCAGAAGAUUUGCCAGUGGGUUCCACAGCAGCAGCAGCAGCAGCGACGACAGAGUCAGAAACAACAGCCCCAACAGAUUUAAAUCAAUCAACAGAAGCUGGAAACAAAGAGACGACUGACACUGAAACAACUACUGACAUUACGGAGGGAAAAGCAAACGAACCUAAUGAAACUGUAAAUGUAGAGGAUGAAGGUAUGGGCACAGGACAGGUGGUGGGGAUCGUGAUCGGUGCAUUGAUUGCAGUGAUUGUUGUCAUUGCUGUAAUCAUCUUGGUGGUCAGAAGAAUGGGCCAAUACUCGACUGCAAAGAAGCGAAAGCCUCAAAAACAAGAGAGCAUCUUGAUCUCUCCCCUGAAAAGAAAGGCACGACAGGAAGAGAAAAAGAAGAAAUCCGGGAAGUUCUGAACAAUUGUUCUGAAGUUUAAAAACAAUUCAAGCAGCACUCUCACCACCCAUCCAUCCAAGACUAUUCGGGGGGCAGGAGAGUGUCCCAUCCCCUUUCCCAUUGAAAAAGAUGGCCUCCCACAAAAACACCUUCCCAAUGCUCACAAAUCCCUUUAUUUAGACUGAAAGGCCUCAUUUAUCCCAACAGUUGGAGGUCACAGGAAGUUACAGUAUCUUUUUUAAUGCAUAUUAAUGUAACAGGAGAUUAAUGAAUGUUGAAUUUGUAAAGGGCCUAAUAAACAAAAACAAACAAACAAACAAACAUACAGCUUCCCAUGCAAGGAAAGGCUCGUAUGUUUUUAUUCCACUUAGUGUAAAUAUCACACAGAAAAAAAAAAAAUCAUUAUUCUUUUCCAUAUUCUACAGAUGUGUCCAAUAGGACUAUGACGCAUUAUGAACAGUCUAACUGUCAUAAGCAGAUGCUGAGGACACAUUCAAGAGGUGUAAGCGGCAUUAACUAAUAAUUUUUUUAAAUUAUUAGUUAAGGUGAGCAGCACGCAAUAAGUGCUCGAGAUUUAUUCGUUUGAAGUGCAUUAAUACGGAGUGACUUGACUUUGUUGUUCUUAAUAAGUGUCACCCAUUCCAAAAGUGACAUCACUUCCUCUGGAACGCAUCAUUUAUUGUGUGUUCCAAUCCGCUUAGCUCCAGCGCACAGCUGCUAUUGGCAUGUAUCUCUAAAAUCCUGAUGCUCCUCAGCCUGGAAGACAUCAUUUUAACAGCAUACAGACAUUUUGCAUGGUAUAGUGGACUUGUUUGCAUUUCUUUUUGUCAGUGUUGGGCUUUGUGUUUCUUUCGGACGUUCGAGAACGUUGCUAUCCUGGGCUUUGCUUUAAGAGAUCAUUAUUAGGUGCACUGAAUGAUGAAGAAUAAAGGUUUAAUAUUGACACGACACUGCAGUUGUUUGCAACGAUAUUUAGUGUUUUUUUUUUUUUUUUUUUGCCAGAUUCCUCUUUAUUUCCUGUUACUCCAACAUGCCAUUUUCCUAUUUGAUGUCAGAAUCCAGCUAUAAAGCCGAGAGUUUGUCUUUGUAUUUUGGGGGUGUUUUUUGUUCUUAUUGUUCAAUCAGUUUCAAUAAAAAAAAGUUCCAAAGUA